Melospiza georgiana is the source of this 5217-nucleotide messenger RNA. It is a transcript of the gene DGKD, whose product is annotated as diacylglycerol kinase delta. Gene Ontology annotation, biological process: lipid phosphorylation; intracellular signal transduction; diacylglycerol metabolic process. The record is from RefSeq and is a predicted model, not a curated record. Gene Ontology annotation, molecular function: ATP-dependent diacylglycerol kinase activity; protein heterodimerization activity; protein homodimerization activity. Lineage: Eukaryota; Metazoa; Chordata; Aves; Passeriformes; Passerellidae. The transcript has 30 exons. The coding region runs from base 12 to 3662 and encodes 1216 amino acids.
GUCCGUGCAGCAUGGCGGCGGCGGGGGCUGAGCAGACACAGCCAGAGCCGGCCGCCGGCGCCGCGCCCGAGGAGUCGUCGGACAGCGAGCCGGAGCAGGAGCCCGGCUCCCUGCAGAAGCUCAUCCGCAAAGUCUCGACGUCCGGGCAGAUCCGCCAGAAGACUGUCAUAAAAGAGGGGAUGCUGAUGAAACAGACCAGCUCCUUCCAGCGCUGGAAGAGACGAUACUUUAAACUGCGAGGACGAACGCUCUACUAUGCAAAAACUGCUAAGUCCAUUAUUUUUGAUGAGGUGGAUCUGACAGAUGCCAGUGUGGCAGAAUCCAGCACAAAGAAUGUCAACAACAGCUUCACGAUUAUCACUCCAUGUCGGAAGCUCAUCCUUUGUGCUGAUAACAGAAAGGAGAUGGAAGAUUGGAUUGCAGCACUGAAGACUGUCCAAAACCGAGAACAUUUUGAGUCUACCCAGUACAGCAUGGACCAUUUCUCAGGGAUGCAUAACUGGUACGCCUGCUCCCAUGCCCGGCCAACGUACUGCAACGUGUGUCGGGAGGCCCUGUCCGGGGUCACGUCACACGGGCUGUCCUGUGAAGUGUGCAAGUUUAAAGCCCACAAGCGCUGUGCUGUGCGAGCAACCAACAAUUGCAAGUGGACAACUCUGGCCUCUAUUGGGAAGGAUAUCAUUGAGGAUGAAGAUGGGAUCUCAAUGCCACAUCAGUGGCUGGAAGGAAACCUGCCCGUCAGUGCCAAAUGCACUGUGUGUGAUAAAACCUGUGGCAGUGUCCUGCGUUUGCAAGACUGGCGCUGUCUGUGGUGCAAAGCCAUGGUACACACAGCAUGUAAAGAGUUGUUACCAAACAAGUGCCCUCUUGGGCUCUGCAAAGUGUCUGUCAUUCCUCCUACUGCUCUUAACAGCAUUGAUUCAGAUGGUUUCUGGAAAGCCACUUGUCCCCCUUCUUGCACAAGCCCUUUGUUGGUCUUUGUCAACUCCAAAAGUGGAGACAACCAAGGUGUGAAAUUUCUACGAAGAUUCAAACAGCUGCUGAAUCCAGCCCAGGUCUUUGACCUCAUGAAUGGAGGACCUCACCUUGGUUUACGCUUAUUCCAGAAAUUUGACACUUUCCGGAUUUUAGUUUGUGGUGGGGACGGAAGUGUUGGCUGGGUUCUCUCUGAAAUUGAUAGCCUCAACCUCCACAAGCAGUGUCAGCUGGGAGUGCUGCCCUUGGGAACAGGGAAUGACCUUGCUCGUGUUUUAGGCUGGGGUUCUGCUUGUGAUGAUGAUACCCAGCUCCCUCAGAUCCUGGAGAAGCUGGAGAGGGCCAGCACCAAAAUGCUGGACAGGUGGAGCAUCAUGGUGUAUGAAACCAAACUCCCUCGGCAGGCUUCCACUUCCACAGUCACUGAAGAUUGCAGUGAGAAUUCCGAGGUGCAGAAGAUUCUCUGCUAUGAAGAUUCUGUGGCUGCUCAUUUGUCCAAAAUUUUGACUUCUGACCAACACUCAGUGGUGAUCUCAUCAGCCAAAGUGCUUUGUGAGACAGUGAAGGAUUUUGUGGCUCGAGUAGGGAAAGCCUAUGAGAAGGCAACAGAAAGCUCAGAGGAGUCAGAGGUCAUGGCCAGGAAGUGCUCUGUCCUGAAGGAGAAGCUGGACUCAUUGCUGAAGACACUGAAUGAUGAAUCUCAAGCAUCUUCCUCUCUGCCCAACCCUCCUCCCACCAUUGCAGAGGAGACAGAGGAUGGGGAUGGGUCGGGCAGUGCUGGUGACUCUUCAAGUGAGCUCUCGGUGGGCUCGGCCUGCACUGCACGGCCCCAGAUAUUCCGUCCCCGAGAGCAGCUCAUGCUGAGAGCCAACAGCCUGAAAAAAGCCAUUCGCCAGAUAAUAGAGCAUGCAGAGAAAGCUGUAGAUGAGCAGAAUGCCCAGACCCAGGAGCAAGAGGGCUUCCUCCUUAAUCUCUCAGCCUCUGAGGAGGGCAAGGAGCUGAGGAAUGAGGAUAAGAUCUCCGUGCAGUCAUCACACAGCAGCAGCUAUGGAGUGUCCAAGGGGAGGAGCCAGAGGAAAGCCUCCAAGUCUCCUUGUGAAAGACUAAUAAACAAAGGAAGUUUGUCACUGGGCAGCUCUGCAUCUCUUCCUCCCCAGACAGGAAGCCGGGACAACUUGCCAAUGCUGAACACAAAAAUCCUCUACCCAAAUAUCCGUGCUGGCAUGUCAGGUUCUUUGCCUGGGAGCUCCGUCAUCAGCCGAUUGUUGAUCCAUGCUGAUCCCUUUAACUCUGAGCCUGAAAAUCUUGAAUAUUACACUGAGAAGUGUGUCAUGAAUAAUUACUUUGGAAUUGGACUGGAUGCAAAGAUUUCUUUGGACUUCAACAACAAACGUGAUGAGCACCCAGAGAAAUGCAGAAGUCGUACUAAGAACAUGAUGUGGUAUGGAGUAUUGGGGACCAAGGAGCUGCUGCACAGAACAUAUAAAAACCUGGAGCAGAAGGUCUUGCUGGAGUGUGAUGGGAGGCCAAUCCCUCUGCCCAGUCUCCAGGGGAUUGCUGUACUCAACAUUCCCAGCUAUGCAGGAGGCACCAACUUCUGGGGGGGAACCAAGGAGGAUGAUACAUUUACAGCCCCUUCCUUUGAUGACAAGAUUUUGGAGGUGGUGGCCGUGUUUGGGAGCAUGCAGAUGGCAGUGUCACGUGUGAUAAACCUGCAGCAUCACCGGAUUGCACAGUGCCGGACAGUAAAGAUAGCAAUCCUUGGAGAAGAGGGAGUUCCCGUGCAAGUGGAUGGAGAAGCCUGGAUCCAGCCUCCAGGUUACAUUUGGAUUGUUCAUAAGAACAGGGCACAGACCCUCACCCGAGACAGGGCAUUUGAGAGCACCCUGAAGUCUUGGGAGGACAAACAGAAGUGUGAGUUGUCACGACCCUCCUCUUUCUCUCUGCAACCAGAGAUCAUGUCUGAAGAAGAAUCCACCCAGAUCAUCCGGUUUGGUCAAGCUGCAGGUGCUCUGAUCCACAGCAUUCGGGAAAUAGCUCAGUCCUAUCAGGACAUGGAACAGGAGCUUGCCCAUGCUGUCAAUGCCAGCUCCAAGUCUAUGGACAAAGUCUACGCUAAAUCCAAGUCUACAGAGGGUCUGAACUGCAGCCUUGUUGUAGAGAUGGUGAAUAAUGUCAAAGCCCUGCACAAUGAGACAGAGCUGCUGCUGGCAGGCAAGAUGGCACUGCAAUUAGAUCCUCCACAGAAGGAGCAGCUCCAGGCAGCCCUGGCAGACAUGGAUCUCCAGCUGAGGAAACUGGCAGACAUCCCUUGGCUGUGGCAGCUUAUGGAGCCCUGUGAUGAGGAGAACCAGAUGCUGGAUUAUUCUAAACGCAGCCGCAGUGGCAAAUUCCGCCUGGUGACCAAGUUUAAAAAGGAGAAGAACAACAAAAAUAAGGAGACUCUCAGUAGCAUGGGAUUGCCGGUUCACCUCUGGGGGACGGAGGAGGUUGCGGCGUGGCUUGAGCACCUCAGUCUUUGUGAGUAUAAGGAUAUCUUCAUCCGCCAUGACGUCCGGGGCUCUGAGCUCCUGCACCUUGAACGGAGGGACCUCAAGGACCUGGGAGUGACCAAAGUGGGUCACAUGAAGAGGAUACUGCACGGGAUCAAGGAGCUGAGCCGGAGUACUCCUGCCAGCGAGGCUUAGCCUCUGUUUUCACAGCCUGUGUCUACCAUUCUCACUAACUGCACAGCAGUCACCUCACAAAGCAGAUGUGCUCACAACUAUCUCUGCUGAACAGCCAGAUUUUAGCUGUUCAGAGCUCAUAUCAACCAAGCAUGGUGCUACUUUUUUCCUGUGGGGUUAUGGCUGCAUCCAUUGGAGAGGCACUUCCUCUGUGGUUGGCAGAGCCUCCUGGAGAGAACUCACUCACUGUUUGAAGAGCCAUGUCCUGUGUCGUGGGAAGUUCUGGUUCCAGGGACAGUGCAGCACUCCUGAGAACUGCAACACAGAUACCUUUACUGGAUAACUUCAUCACAGUAGAAUCAUUCAGGGCAAAAGAUGUAUCGGCCAGUCUUAAUUCAGGAGCACCUGACAGUCUUUUCAGAUCCAAAACUUUCCUGCUCAUCUCUGUGUCACACCUGUAUUUAGCAUAUUUAAGUGGGACAAAGCCUCUCCUUUCAUCUUACUAUUCCCUUUUUAAUGCAUCUGUAGUUGUGUGUAAUUUGCAUCUGAAAUUCUAAGCCAGUGCAGACCUCUUCCAGUGAAUAUCAAGUGAUUCUCAUUCACUCAUGCUUUUGCAACAAACAGUGCAUGUGCUUCAGACAGGAUUUGCACCAGCUGGCAGGGCCUUCUGCUGGGCCUGCUCUCCUCUACCAGCCAGGGGCAAUGGGACAACCUUUAGGUUUUCACCAAAACUGUGCUGCUGAGUAAUCACAGACAAUUGUUCAGAAAUUUGUGGCAGUAAGAAAAGAAAAUUCCAGAGAGCAGAAUAGUUACAGGAGAUCAGUUCUGACAUUCCUUCUUCUGAUUUCAUCUUUGGGAGACCAGGUAAAAAGGAGAGUAGAGCUAAUGAGCUGUUUGUGCUGCACAAGAAGGGAGGUUUAGGACAGCUUGCUUAAUCCUGAGGGAUGGAGCAGCAUGACUGGCAAUGGCCAGGUGUAGCUUCCUGCCUGUUCAGUACCACUUCUGUGGCCACAGACAUGAGAGCUGCUUCUUUACUUCAGCUUGCAGUGUAGAAAACUAUUUCUGUCACAAAAGAUGUAAUUUAAGUCUAAUACUUGUAUCUUUUCACCUGUCUAGGUCUCAGUAGCUUUUCCACCUUGCUUCUGUUUCUUGCUGCCUUGCUCUUUCACUCCAGGGUGAUACAAAAGAUUAGAGUAGCUCAAUUCCCCUGGGCUGUACCCCUAAAAGAUUCCAUAUGCUGUCAAACAUUGGGGCUUCUGUAAGAGCACUAAGAGGAGGAGGAUUAUUACCAAGCAAAUGAGCAUUAUAAUGAAAACUGGAACAUGUAGAUAAAUUGCCUUUGGUACCAGCAACAGUGGAGCAUGGAAAAAUUAGUGCCUCUGAAUCAGUUUCUAGAUGGCUGACCUCAGUUGGGUGGCUGUUAAAGCCCAAGACCAGCAUGCAUAGUUACAUCACCAUCUUUAUCACUGCAUAGGGAGUUUGGCAACAGUCAGUGCUGUGAAAUUGAGAGACAGCAGAAAUUUUUAAUUACUCAGUCAUUUUCUGUGUAUUUUUUUUAUUAUUACAGAGUGGCAUU